Elgaria multicarinata webbii is the source of this 6526-nucleotide messenger RNA. RefSeq names its product leucine rich repeats and immunoglobulin like domains 1 (gene LRIG1). The coding region runs from base 91 to 3345 and encodes 1084 amino acids. The transcript is spliced from 19 exons. The record is from RefSeq and is a predicted model, not a curated record. Lineage: Eukaryota; Metazoa; Chordata; Lepidosauria; Squamata; Anguidae. Gene Ontology annotation, molecular function: protein binding.
UGACUUCUCAAAAGCCACGAAAUAAAAUCCCGUGGGGCACCACCAACUCCGAGUGUACUUUUGGUCCCCACUUCUCAUCCGGGAUACAAAAUGGCGCUGCCGGGAUGGGAAAAGUUGGGGUCCUUACGGUUUUCAGAUGCCUUUUGGACUUGGCUCUUGAUUGUCCAAACGUUCGUGGGAUUCGGGUCCUGUUUAGAGCGGCAGCUCUGUGACUCCGACUGUACGUGUAGUGGCGACCUUCUGGAUUGCAGCAGUAGGGGGCUAGAAAAAGUUCCUCAGGACCUGCCCACCUGGGUAGUUUAUCUAAACCUGAGCCACAACAAGUUGACAGAGAUUGAUCCUUCUGCUUUCGCAAAGCUGCCAAACCUACGGGAGGUGCGAUUGAAUAACAAUGAACUGACAGCUAUUCCAUCCCUGGGAGCAGCUUCAGCCCACAUAACCUCCCUGUACCUGAAUCGCAACAAGAUCCAUAGCAUUGAAGCAAGCCAACUGGAGCCAUAUGUUGCCCUGGAAACGUUGGACCUGAGCUCAAAUAACAUCACAGAAAUCCGAAGUGGCUGCUUCCCAGUGGGACUUCAUAUAAAGGACCUCUACCUGGGGAGCAACAGAAUCAGCAUCUUGGAGACCAAGGCUUUUGAUAGUCUCUCACGAUCCCUGCUAACGCUUCGCCUGAGUAAAAACAGGAUCACUCAGCUUCCUCUGAAAGCAUUCAAGCUGCCUAAGCUCACGCAACUAGAGCUAAACCGGAAUCGUAUUCGUCUGAUAGAAGGCCUGACAUUUCAAGGGCUGGACAGCUUAGAAGUUCUGAAGCUGCAGCGCAACAACAUAAGCAAGCUGACCGAUGGAGCUUUCUGGGGACUGGCCAGAAUGCAAGUUCUGCAUCUGGAGUACAACAUCCUCACAGAGGUGAACAGUGGAUCCCUGUAUGGUCUUGCAUCUCUUCAGCAAUUUCAUCUCAGUAACAACUUGAUAUCCCGUAUCAGCCCCGUUGGAUGGAGUUUCUGCCAAAAGCUGAAUGAACUGUCAUUGUCGUUUAACAACCUAACUAGGCUGGAUGAGGGGAGUUUAGCAGACCUGGGAGGAUUGCAAAUACUACAGCUCAGCCACAAUUCCAUCAGCCACAUUGCAGAAGGAGCGUUCAAAGGACUUAAAAGCUUGCGUGUUCUGAAUCUGGACCAUAACGAGAUUUCAGGCACAAUAGAAGACACCAGUGGGGCUUUUACAGGCCUGGAAAACUUAAGCACGCUAACUCUGUUUGGAAACAAGAUCACGUCUGUGGCCAAGGAGGCGUUCUCAGGCUUGGAGGCCCUGGAACACCUGAACCUUGAAGACAAUGCCAUACGGUCUGUUCAGGAGGAUGCAUUUACCAAGCUAAAGAACCUGAAGAAGCUCCGCAUAAAUAGUGAAAGCUUCCUGUGUGAUUGUCAGCUCAAGUGGUUGCCGCAGUGGUUAACCAAGAAGGAACUGCAGCCAUUUGUGGAAGCUACCUGUGCCCACCCAGAGUCUUUAAAGGGAAGAAACAUUUUCGAUGUGGUGCCAGAAAGUUUUGUAUGUGAGGAUUUCCCCAAGCCGAAGAUUAUUGUUGAGCCGGAGACUACGAUGGCUGUCCUCGGCAAGAACAUCCGCUUCACCUGCUCAGCUGCGAGUAGCAGCACUUCGCCCAUGACCUUUGCCUGGAAGAAAGACAAUGAAGUCCUACACCAUGCCGAGAUGGAGAACUUUGCUCAUGUCCGGGCAAGAGAUGGUGUGGUGAUAGAGUACACCACCAUUCUGCACCUGCGCCAUGUCGCUUUCACCCACGAGGGGCGCUACCAGUGCAUCAUUACCAACCAUUUUGGCUCUACGUAUUCUCACAAAGCUCAGCUUACGGUGAAUGUGUUGCCAUCGUUCCUCAAAACCCCCCAUGACAUUGCAGCCCGGACUGGGACAACAGCCCGGUUGGAGUGUGCCGCUGGUGGUCACCCCACCCCGCAAAUUGCUUGGCAGAAAGAUGGAGGCACUGACUUCCCUGCUGCUCGUGAGCGGCGGAUGCAUGUCAUGCCUGAUGAUGACGUCUUCUUCAUCACCGACGUGAAGAUAGAGGACAUGGGCAUUUAUAGCUGUACUGCCCAGAAUUCUGCUGGCUCUGUGUCAGCGAAUGCUACCCUGACUGUGCUGGAGACUCCAAGCUUGGUUCACCCACUGGAAGAUCGCGUUGUCUCGGUGGGUGAAACCGUGGUUCUGCAGUGCAAAGCAACAGGAAGUCCCCCUCCACGCAUUAACUGGCUGAAGGGCGACCAGUCCCUGAUAGUCACCGAAAGGCAUCACUUCACUCCAGGAAACCAGUUGCUUAUUGUCCGGAAUGUUGUGGUGGAAGAUGCUGGGAAAUAUACUUGUGAGAUCUCGAACACUGUCGGAACAGAACGGGCGCACAGCCACGUUAGCGUGUUGCCUUCGCUGGGCUGCCGGAAGGAUGGAACCACGGUCGGGAUUAUCACUAUUGCUGUAGUAGGCAGCAUCGUGUUAACAUCCAUCAUUUGGGUGUGCAUAAUCUAUCAAACCAGAAAGAAGAGCGAAGAAUACAGCGUCACCAACACAGAUGAGACCAUUGUACCACCUGAUGUGCCAAGCUAUCUGUCAUCCCAAGGGACACUGUCCGAACGACAAGAAUCGGUGGUCACAGUGGAAAAUGGCCAACAGCCCAACGGGCACAUAAAGAGCAAUGGUGUUUGCCAAACUGAAGGUGGGAAGGAUCCGGAGGCCGACGCUCAUCCUAUUGUUUACCGGCAGCCAAAGCUGUGCUUAGGAUACAACAAGGAAGCUUGGAGAGGAGAAGAUAUCGCUGAAAAGAUGCUCACUGCUGACAAGACAGAUUACAGCUUGCCAGUUGUAUGCACUGAUUGCAGUGGGAGCACUGAUAGUAUGAGCAUCACCAUUUACCCCAAGGAUCCAGAUUAUUACCCUCUGCCUGCAGAGACUGUGCCUCCAAAUGCUUCCAGCAGCAAAGAGAACAGCAGGCAGGACAGUGUACCUGCUGCUAACUGUCAAAGUCCUUCAAAGUGCAAUGGGAGUGUGAGCGGCAGGAAAUCCGAUGUCAACGGUACUAUCUAUCCCAGUAAUCACGACAGGAUACGAUCUGCGAGCCCAAGCACACCACCUCGAGAGGACAGGACAGGUUCUUCACAGCCAUUAGCAAAACCUUCAGAGCCUUACAGCUUUCUAUUGCCUUCUGAAGGCUCACUGAGGCACCUCAAAGGAACUGCUGAACUAUCUCAGACAUUGCCAGAAGUGGAAGUUAAACAAACACUUCUCUCCAAUGGACACUUACCAAGGUCACGUGACUCCCUUCACGAGUCAAGCCACUGAAAAGAUCACCACAGACUGAGGAAACUGCUAUGUGCAAAUGGAACGGAACGGAACGGAAUAUAUAUAUAUAUAUAUAUAUAUAUAUAUAUAUAUAUAUAUAUAUAUAUGCACAGAAUUAUCUAAGCUACUUCUACCUCAGGUUCUGGACUGACAGCUUCUCAAAGGAAGAAAAAGAGAAAGCAAAAUGAGGUAUAAGAAGCUUGUGUGGGGGAACAAAGUUGUGUCUCAGCCGUUGCCCACUUGUACAUAGUUCUUAAACUUCCCUGAGAAGUAUCUGUGGCUCACACGUUGGCUUGCAUAUAAAGCACAGAAAUAAAAAAGGUUAUUGUGUAAAGUAAAAAGAAAAGUAUUUGAUAACAAAUUUGUACAUAAGAGUUUCAUAUAUAUAUAUAUAUAAAUCUAUAUAUAUAUUAUAUCUUCUAACAGAGGUUAUUUUAUUCCUUGGUGCAUGAUCGAACUGAGUGAAAUUAUACAAUGUUGACAAUGUACAUUGUUUUCUCACUAUAAGGUGGUUAUUAGGUUUUCUUAGCACUCACCCAAGAGUUUUGGUGCCUUAGGUAGAAGAACUUCAAGGACAGGCCCAUAUACCUUUAACGGAGAAGACUUUGCUGAUGAAACUUCAUCCAUUUUUCCCCCUUUGAUAGUACUGAAUUGGCUUGUUAGUUCAAAUAUCUCCUUGGAAAUGCUGCACAAAUCUAUGCAGUCUUAAAGUUUAUAUGGAGAUCUGUUAUUUCAGCAUUGCCAAGCAGAGGUGAUGCAAGGCACUCCAGGAACGUCUGAAGCGUGUGAUCCUUGGCACACGUGAUUAAACUGGUGUGCAUCAGCGGUGUUUUCGUUCAGUGCAAUUGGGCUGGUGCCAGAAAUGGAAAAAAACAGGCAGCCAUCACUUUUUUAAAAAAAAGUAGCUCCUAUCGUGCUGGGUUAUACGCAUACAUGUCCAGUUGACUUCAAACAAAUUUUAGAUGCACACAGCCUUGCAUAGGACCUGUAUUUAUAUUUAAGUGCUAAAUGUUCAUUGCACUAGUUGAUAAUCUGCAUCCCAGUGGAACAGCCCUGAACUGCACAUAAACCUCAAAACAGGCAAGACAAUGUAGACAAUUAUUAAUUGGCCGACUUUCCUUUGCUCUGAAAUGUGUCUAAUGGAAACUCCUUACUAUUUUCAUUGUGGUACCUUAGCACUGACAAUGGUAAUCUUAAAAUAUGUUGCUAAUACUAAAUUUACUUUCUUAUGCAGUAAUCCAACACACUGAAUCAUCCUUUUGCACACAUAACACCUUUUCUGAUCUGGAUGCUGUCUUAGAACCCAGAUUCUUAGUGACUAGCUCUAUCUGCUUUUGAAGAAAGCUCUCUGAAUUUUGUAAGGUAUUUCAGUUUUAAUUUCCACCAAGAAAACUAUUCAAAGGAUGUUACCAUACUAGGCUACUGUUUUUAUUUAAUUUUUUAAAAUACUGCUUUGAGAGCUGUCAGCCACCUAAAGCACUAUUAUAAAGCAAAUGUUCUAAAGCAAACUAAUAAAAACACACCCCAAUGUGAACACACACAGGAAAAGCUGUUUUACUUAAAAUCUAAGUAUAGAGCAUUUUUUUAUUUAUAGAAGUGCUGCUGCUUCUUGAUGUUUGUACCUGUGUGUUGAAAGUUUCAUUUUCCCAUAAUAGUUUGUAGUCUGGGCUCUUCUAAUACAAGAUUGUUGAAUUUAAGUUAUGACUUAGGCUAAGAGGGGCAGAAUGGCAUUUUGGGUUUUCUGUUUUUUAUUGUUAUUAUUCUUAGCCAUGACUUUUAAAGGCCAGUUUCAGAGGAGCAAUGCUGGGGAGCAAGAAUGUUUAGUUUAGGGCAGUAUUGUAUGAGGCCCUAUAAGGAUUGUGGGACCUAACCUGGGAGGCCCCACCUGUAUGGGACAGUGUACAAAGAGUGGGCUUAAGCUAGCAUACCACGUAAAUGGAAGCCUUUCUUUCUGGCUGUGCAGCCACCUUGAUCAGAUUGUUCGAUCAGUUCUGAAUAAGGCAUUUGAGUAUUUCCUUGCACCAAUCUUUCUCUCAACGAUUCCUGUAUUGGAAAGUGCCACAUCGAAUAGGCAUCAUGAGACCAGGUUAGCACACAGGUUGCUCUUCAACCCUGAGGUAUGUCCUUUCCACAAGAAACAACCAGGUGUUUGUGGCCUGCCAUCCGUGGCUGUUUGACCCUCUAGUUUUAUGCGAGUGCGAUGGGCUUUCUAAUAGGAAAUCUGGUCAAAUGUAAACUUCGUCAUCGUGGUCUCUGUGCAUCACGCAUAUGGGCUCUGUGCCUGCACGGAGCUUAUUUCGGGGAACUUCCAAAGCCAGGAUAAGUGGUUUUGGCAGGAACCCCUCCCCCACCCCAAUGUUUUUUUGGCGGGAGCCCCUCCCGCACCUCAACCCAACACUUAUCAGCUUCGGAAGUUUCCCAAAGCGAGCUUUGCACAGGUGCAGAGCCCAUAUGUGUGAAUGCACAGACGACCGCUUGAAGACCCAGUUACAGGAAAGCAACCUGUUCUUUUCUCUUAAAGCUAGGUUGAGCCUGUAAACAUCUGGCUGUUUUGCACCUCCAACCCAUAGGAGGAGAUGCGUAUUUGUAAGGCAAGGACCUUAAACGUUUUGCCGUCUGCUUUUUAGCUGAAGCUGGCCUUUAUGAAGCAAUGCGUAAAUUAGCCAGCUGUCUGUCUCCGUCACUUCCUGAUGGUAGAUACACUUGCACUUUGUAGUAGGUGGCUAAUUAUGUGAGGUGCCAACGUUAUAGCUAUUCAGUAAAUUUUAAGAACGCAGUGGCCAAUAAGAAAAACAAAAAUAUUCAGGGUGCAUUUUUCAUUGUAUCAAGAGGGAAUACGUGGAAAUGCUUUAGGUUAGGUUGAGGGAACGUGCCUACAAAAAAGCAUAGGAAAAUGUUAUCACCAUUGGAAAUGCUAAGCACACUUGCCGCGUUAACAUUUUGAAAAAUAUUGUAUUUUUGGAUAUGGUUAACUGUUUAAUGUUACUUCCACUAAAUAUGUGAAUCUGCUGCUUCUGAGAGGCAAUGUGAAAGAGGAAGUAUUACUUUUGUGUACAAAGUUAUUUAUUUAUUAGAAAAUUUUGGUACAAUGUUGUACAUUGAGAAGUACAUUGUAAAAAUAUUGGAAGUGUCUAACAAACGGCAUUGAAGUGUCUUUAAUAAAGGUCCAUUUAUAAUAUCA